AAUUAAAGGGGAAGUCGCGCGCUUCCAGCGAGCUCUCCUUUGAGGGUGAAGAUGGCGGCGCUGAUCCGGUCGGUGCUGAGGCCCGUUCCUCGCUGCCUCCUUCUCCGAGGGCCCGCUGCCUUCCCCGGCUCCCGGAGGGCCGUCUCUAACAGCGGCCCGGACUCUGCCUCGGCCUCGGGUUCGGCCCUGGCCGGGCCCAGGGAGCUGCCGCCCGGGUACGUGGACGCGGAGCAGCCGGAGGUCAACCUGUACGACCAGAACCCUGACUACCAUGGCUUCAGCUCCGACCCCGUGGUGGACGUGUGGAACAUGAGGCUGGCCUUUUUCUUCGGGAUCUCCCUGGCCAUCGUGGUGGGCUCUACCUUCGUCCACUACCUGCCAGACCAUGGGAUGAGGCAGUGGGCUCGCAGGGAAGCUGAGCGACGACUGAAACAGUACGAGGCCGAGGGGCUCCCACCCAUCAGCGAGAACUACUACCAUCCGAGCAAGAUCAUCCUGCCUCCCCCCUCGGGCUCACAGUGACCUGCCCGGGGGGGGGGGCGGGGAUGGGGAUGGGGGUUGGGGUUUGGGGUUUGGGGGUGUGUGGUAUUGUUCUCACAGAUACUUGCUGUCUACUCACCAAUAAAGUGUUCAGUAACGUCUACCUGC
Rhincodon typus (whale shark) is the source of this 648-nucleotide messenger RNA. It is a transcript of the gene ndufb11, whose product is annotated as NADH:ubiquinone oxidoreductase subunit B11. The transcript is spliced from 3 exons. Bases 52 to 522 code for a protein of 156 amino acids. NCBI's taxonomy places the organism in Eukaryota, Metazoa, Chordata, Chondrichthyes, Orectolobiformes, Rhincodontidae. The record is from RefSeq and is a predicted model, not a curated record.